This is a messenger RNA of Aspergillus japonicus CBS 114.51, 2057 nucleotides long. RefSeq names its product Zn(II)2Cys6 transcription factor. Bases 168 to 2057 code for a protein of 629 amino acids. Gene Ontology annotation, biological process: regulation of DNA-templated transcription. The transcript has 2 exons. NCBI's taxonomy places the organism in Eukaryota, Fungi, Ascomycota, Eurotiomycetes, Eurotiales, Aspergillaceae. The record is from RefSeq and is a predicted model, not a curated record. Gene Ontology annotation, molecular function: DNA-binding transcription factor activity, RNA polymerase II-specific; zinc ion binding.
CCAAAGCCCACCUGCUUGCAAUACCGUGGUCAGAUCCUGUUGGGACUAGGCCACGCCACUUGGUCUCAACUUUCUGUCGUCCACCCUCGUUGUGCAAAGACCGUUAGACGACAUCGCCAAUAAGAUUUAUACCGUCAUUUCCCUGCAGUGGAUGUGAACAUACCGCAAUGAAGAUGUCCCUUACAAUGAAAUCAGCAACUCAACCGCAGAACCUGACGUGGACAAGUUCACCGGGGCACACGCGCAAGAAGGCAUUCUCGCGACGGUCCCGCAACGGGUGCCGAACCUGCCGAGCUCGCCGGGUCAAGUGCGACGAAACACCGGGGACGUGCGACAACUGCUCGCGGACCGGACGGCAGUGCGAAUAUGAUCUGCACCGGAUUCCCGAGCGCGCGCGCCCCGGCAGCGUCGCUGCGCCGGCGGCCCAGAUCUCGCUGCCUUGGAAGAUGACCUCGGACGAACGGCGAUGCCUGUCGUUCUUCCAGCACCGCUCGGUGCCCCAUCUGGUGGCCUUCUUCGACUCCCCGCUGUGGCAACGCCUGAUUCUGCAGCUCUGCUACCACGAACCCGCCGUCUUCCACGCCGUGAUCGCCCUGGGGGCCGUGAACCAGGCGUAUGAGAUCGAGGGCGGUCGGCAGCGACGAGUGCGACAAGCUUCCCUGCCGCAGCAGCAGCAGAAAGACGAGCACCGUGGCCAGGAUCCAUGGCACCUGUUCGCCCUCGAACAAGCCAGCCGGGCCAUCGCCAAGCUCAACGAGCGACGCCAGUCGGCGGACCCGCACUUCCAACGGGUGAUCCUGGCCUGCUGCCUGCUGUUCGUCAUGUGCGAGCUGCUGCACAAGAACCUCAGCCGGGCGACCUUCCACAUCCAAUGCGGGCUGCACAUCCUGCGGGGCAUGAACGUCCGCCGGCAGAGCGGCGGCCUGACUUUCAUCGUGGCCGACGGGACCAACCCGUACCGGGUGGAGGAAUGCGUGGUCGAUGCGUUCCUGGGGCUGCAGAUGUGCGCCAUCUUCUACGGGACCAAGGACCCGCUGCACUUCGACACGGAGCUCGUCUACAACCAGCCCUACCACGACCUCCACCUGCACCGGGCGUUCCGCGAUCUGGGGCAUGCCCGCCAGAUCCUGACCCCGCUGCUCGACACGAUGGCCCUCUUCGUCGCCCAGGGCUGGUACCUCAGCGACGCCGAGAUCGCCGCCCGCUACGCUGCCCUGCACCACCAGCAGCACCGCCUCCUGGCCUACUUCACCCGCUACCUCCACCUCCUGACCGAGUUCAGCCACCGCACCCUCCAACGCAGCACCACCACCACCACGACGAUGCCCAACCCCGAGCACCAAAAACUCACCCGCGAAGCCCAGAUCAUGCGCCUCUCCUGCCUCUACUCCCUCCUCGCCAUCAAGAUCGCCCUCUUCAGCAAGGAGCGCCCGCUGCCCACCCGCCUCCUCCCGGACUUUGUCACCGUCCUCACCGCCGCCGAGGCGGCCAUCGCCCAAUUUACCGGAGCAGCAGCAACAGCAACAGCAGCAACAGCAACAGCAACAGCAAACCGCCCCGCCAUGACCGCCCGCCCGGGGAUCGUCCCCGCCCUAUGCGUGGCCACGAUGCGGUGUCCGGAUUUCGGGCUGCGGUGUCGCGGGAUCGCGGCGUUGCGGGGCUGGGACGCCCAGGAGGCGUUUAUGGGGGCGGCGUUCAAUGCCGAUCUGAUGGAGGAGGUCAUGAAGGUGGAGUUGUUGAUCCGGUAUCGCGCGGGGGAGGAGGAGAAGGAGGGGGCGUUGGAGGGGGUGAGGUUCGAGAUGGGUCCGGGGAGGAGGGAUGCUGCCAGCGUCGGUUGCGGCGGUGGUGGUGGUGGUGGUGGUGGUGGGGGGGGUGAAGGGAACGGCGGCCUCCGCCCCGCCGUGGCGCGGAUCGAGUACCGCGGGAGCGACGGGGUGGAGCGCGUGCAGCGGGUCCCGUUGGUGCGGAAUGAGGCGCUGGCGGCGGAGCUGCGCGCGAUCGACGGGUCGGCCGACUGGCCGUGCGUGCGGUAUCUGCAGCUGUUGGACCAUUUGUAG